AUGGUCAAUGCUCCCACGACGAGCGAGGACUUCUCGCGUUUCUCCCUUCGGCGGUUAGGCGUGACGAGGGAGCGAGUACGGACGGUUGCAUGGAACCUCGACGGUCGACGCUUGGCGGCUGGCGGCUCGCCGUCUCUGCGAAUCUUCCUCCCCGACAAAGAUACACGAACAAGUACAGAGUGUCGGGGUCACACAGGCGAAGUGUCUUGCGUGCGGUGGAGUCCAGUACAUCCCGAACGACUCGCGAGCGUGAGCAGCGGAGAUGACAAAGCUCUGCACUUCUGGGACAUCAGACAGGGAUCGAAGCCAACGUCGACUAUCGAGACUUACGGCAACAACAUCCAUAUGAACUGGUCGCCGGACGGCAAGACUAUCGUCGUCGGAACGACAAAGGAUCGGCUGAUGUGGGUGGACGUUGAGGAGCAGCGGGUGGUGAAUCGGAUAGACAUGGACAAGGAGACGAACGACACGCAGUUCUCGCACAACGGCUCGCUACUCUACACUGGCGUCGAAGGAAGCGUUCGCAUCUCGGCCUUCCCGUCAAAUGAGCUCGUUUACACCGUCCCUAUGACCUCGAUGCCGGUCGGCAUGCUCGACCUCGACCCACGAGGCCGAUACCUCCUCGCUGGCGGGAAUGACGCGACCGUCAGCCUGUGGGAAACGGAGGAAUGGACUUGCGCAGCGUCCGCAGGUCACCACGACGGCCCUCUCCUCACCUGCCGCUUCAACCACGAUGGCAGUCUCGUUGCGUCGAUAGCGACAGGCGACGUCGUCAUCUCUUCCGUUCCCGGCCUCAAGAAGGAGCACUCGAUCCCCUUCCCGGACGGUGCAAGCCAAGACCUCGCAUGGCACCCCAGUCGGAAUGUGCUCGCGUAUGCAGGGAACGAGCUCUGCAUCUGGGGGUACGGAGUGUAG
Rhodotorula toruloides NP11 is the source of this 915-nucleotide messenger RNA. RefSeq names its product WD repeat protein, THO complex subunit 3. NCBI's taxonomy places the organism in Eukaryota, Fungi, Basidiomycota, Microbotryomycetes, Sporidiobolales, Sporidiobolaceae. Gene Ontology annotation, molecular function: protein binding. The record is from RefSeq and is a predicted model, not a curated record. Gene Ontology annotation, cellular component: THO complex part of transcription export complex. Gene Ontology annotation, biological process: mRNA export from nucleus. Bases 1 to 915 code for a protein of 304 amino acids. The transcript is spliced from 10 exons.